UCCUGUCCCCAGGGUAAAGCUGGAGGUAUCAGAGUUCGCUCACCCUUUCCCUCAUAAUUUCUGCUUUCUUCCCGGAGUGAGUCCAGACGCGCGCAACAGUAAUUUAUGUCAGUAUUCUCUGACUGGGAGAAGAUGGUGUCCUCACUCCGGGCGAUGUGGAUGUUCAAGGAUGGGGUGAUUAUUUUCUGCACACCAUUCCUCCUCCUCCCGCUACCUCUGCUGAUCAGAACCACGGAGGCAGGCUGUGCCUAUGUGAUAGCCCUGAUGGCAGUGUACUGGUGCACUGAGGUACUGCCGCUGGCUGUGACUGCUCUCCUGCCUGCUGUCCUCUUCCCUCUGUUUGGCAUCAUGGAGUCCAAGCAGGUACGCUUCCCUCACACAUGCACGCACACACACACACACACACACAAACACACAUGCUCACACACAAAGACAAUCUCUCACAAAUGUGUGUAUCAGGUGUGUAUGCAGUACCUGAAGGACACCAACAUGCUGUUUGUGGGCGGGCUGAUGGUGGCUGUUGCCGUGGAGACAUGGAAUCUUCACAAGCGCAUUGCCCUCAGAGUUCUACUUGUUGUGGGGGUGCGGCCUGCCCUUCUAAUGCUAGGGUUCAUGGGUGUGACAGCGUUCCUGUCCAUGUGGAUCAGUAACACAGCCACCACAGCUAUGAUGGUCCCCAUUGUCCAGGCUGUCCUGGAGCAGCUCAACAGCCCACGAAAGGGGGAGAACACCCUGCACACCCCUCAGAGCCAGGAGAAUGGUACGACUCCUGAGGAAAAACUGGAGAACAGUUCGACCCCACAGAACACACUUAAGAUCCAGGACAAUCACAUCCCACUGGAGAAACCAGCCUCAAAAGAUAAACUGGACUCCCCAGACAAACUAGUUCCUCAGGACAACUCUCUGACUGAUGGGAAGCCAGUGGUAGUGUCCAUGGUCUUGAAGGAAGGGACUGAAGCAGAGGAGCAGGUUGGGGAGGAAGAGGAGGAGAAGGAGAGGAUGAAGAUGUGUAAAGGCCUGACGUUGUGUGUGUGUUACGCUGCCAGCAUCGGAGGCACUGCCACUCUCACUGGCACCGGACCCAACCUCGUCCUCACAGGGCAGAUGAGCCAACUCUUCCCUCAGAACGGUGACGUGAUUAACUUUGCCUCGUGGUUCGCCUUUGCCUUCCCCACCAUGUUGCUAAUGCUAACACUGGCCUGGCUCUGGCUCCAGCUCGUCUUCAUCGGCUUCAAUCUGAAGCGUACGUGGGGCUGUGGUGCUGUGCAGUCAGAGAAGGAGCGUGCAGCAUAUGAUUUGAUCCGUGAGGAGCAUCGUCGUCUGGGACCCAUGUCUUAUGGAGAGCUGAGUGUCCUGGGGCUCUUCAUCCUGCUGGUGGUGCUUUGGUUCACACGAAGCCCAGGCUUCAUCGACGGAUGGGCAACCCACGUCUUCAACGCCAAGGCAGAGUUUGUGACUGAUGCCACAGUGGCAGUGUUUGUUGCCGUGUUGCUGUUCGUCUUGCCCUCUGAGCCCCCCCGCUACCUCUGCUUCUGGAGAACACAGAGCUUUGACACAGAGCCCCAGCCCCCCCGCGGCCCCGCCCGUGCCCUGCUGACCUGGCAGGUGACCCAGAGGAAGAUGCCCUGGAGCAUUGUACUGCUGCUAGGAGGAGGCUUCGCACUGGCUAAGGGAAGCGAGAUGUCUGGUCUGUCGCGGUGGCUGGGUGAUCAGAUGAUGCCUCUCAGCUCUAUCCCUCCCUGGGCCAUCGCUGUCAUCCUCUGUCUCCUCAUCGCCACCUUCACUGAGUGUGCCAGCAACGUGGCUACCGCUACACUCUUCCUGCCCAUCCUCGCCUCCAUGUCCCAGACCAUAGGGGUGAACCCACUGUAUGUGAUGGUACCCUGCACCCUCAGUGCCUCCUUUGCCUUCAUGCUGCCUGUGGCCACGCCUCCUAACGCCAUCGUGUUCUCUUAUGGAUACCUGAAGGUGUCAGACAUGGCUAAAACGGGUAUAGUGAUGAACAUCAUAGGGAUCCUGUGCAUCACUCUGGCCAUUAACAGCUGGGGUAGAGCCAUGUUCAACCUGGACACCUUCCCCUCCUGGGCCAACACCACCGCUACCAUCACUACAGGAGGAUGAGGGGGGAAAUGAUAAAAGGGGAUGAGUGAGGAGGAGGAAGGGGAAGUAUUACCAAGAGACCACUGAUCUUCCUCCAACAGCACUACAAGCCUCGCUGGGGCAACAGAAGGCUGGCCAUGAGAACACUGGCUACUAUGGUCUGGUGUACACAUACACACAAAUACACACACACUGGGAUAGUUUCCAGCUGUGCCAUCACCAUACUGGUUUAUUAUCAGUGUAUUUUAUACUUAUUUUGUACAGUUAGGGACUUAUUCUUAUAUUAUAUGGUAAUGACACUAGAGAGCCUUAGGGAACAGGGAUGAUAAAUAACUUUUAAAACCAAGACAUGCUGUAAUACUGUAACUUAUAUUUGUAUUACUGACAAUAUUUUUAUAUGAAUUUAUAUUCUACAAAUGUAUUAUAUUACAGGGAUCAUCAACUAGUUUUAGCCGCGGGCCGAUUUUUUCUUGAGUGGAUAGUCAGGGGUCCAGAACAU
This is a messenger RNA of Coregonus clupeaformis (lake whitefish), 2599 nucleotides long. RefSeq names its product solute carrier family 13 member 5. NCBI's taxonomy places the organism in Eukaryota, Metazoa, Chordata, Actinopteri, Salmoniformes, Salmonidae. Gene Ontology annotation, molecular function: sodium:dicarboxylate symporter activity; succinate transmembrane transporter activity; citrate transmembrane transporter activity. The coding region runs from base 106 to 2121 and encodes 671 amino acids. Gene Ontology annotation, biological process: citrate transport; monoatomic anion transmembrane transport. The record is from RefSeq and is a predicted model, not a curated record. The transcript has 11 exons. Gene Ontology annotation, cellular component: membrane.